GUUGAACAAAAAUCAUUGAUGUUUGUAGUUUCAUUCAGAACUCAUAUCUGCAAUGAAUUUCAUUGGCAUUUUUGGCUUGAUAAUUGUGGUAUUUGUAAGUAUUUGUGCAGCAUGGCAACCUCUUACACCGGAAGAAACUCUGUUCACCUACACGAGAUGCAUGGAGGAUUACGCGGCAGGUGAUCUUGAACUGGCGAAAAAAUGGAUGAUUUGGCAGGUCGAGGAAGACCCAAAAACGGCGUGUUAUGUCAAGUGUGUUGUUGUUGGACUGGGUCUGUUUGAUAAUAGCUCGAAGACCUUCAAGGGUGACCAUAUUCUGGAGCAAUACGAGAAAUAUAAACAGUACACUUCGCAAGAUGAGGCUGGUGUUAAAGAGUUUCAAAAAGCUGUUCAGGACUUGAAAAUCGUUAGAAGCUCAAACUGUUUAACGAUUUUGAAAAUGUACUCACCAGUACACGCCAAGUUUACGGAUGUUGAACAAAAUGUCUUCUUUGGUAAAAAAGAAAUUACGGAUAAAAUUUAUAGCAGUGAUGACACUGUCAAAAAGCAAGAUGAAACGAUAUUUCGCUUCUGUGAAAGACACAAUUUCAAAAACGGUAGUCCUGAAUUGUGCAAUAUGAGAAAAACAGGAUUAACCACAAACAACAAACACUUGGAUUGCUUGUUCCGCGGUCUGAGAUAUUUCGAUGGAGAUGGCAAUAUUAAUCCUGCUGAAGUCAAACGGGAUUUCCACAUGAUCAAUGUUGCCGACAAAGACGCUGCAGUGGACAACGCUCUGAACAACUGUAAGGUCAAAGAAGCAACCAAGGCUACCGACUACAACGAUUGCCUGUGGAAGGAUCCAAAUCUGAAGGACUUGAUGAUGCCCGUCUUUGAUUAUCGUGAAGUAAGAUCGGAAUCGUAUCUUCACUAUAUUCUAAGUCCUGAACCGUACGAUGUCGCCAAAGUUAAGGAAAAGGUUAAAAAAUACGACAAGGAUGCAGGCUGCUAGUAGACAGUGCUUAAAAAAUAUAUUUCUGUUAAAGAGAUAUUGUC
Culex pipiens pallens (northern house mosquito) is the source of this 1035-nucleotide messenger RNA. Its product is annotated as 37 kDa salivary gland allergen Aed a 2-like. Gene Ontology annotation, biological process: sensory perception of smell. Lineage: Eukaryota; Metazoa; Arthropoda; Insecta; Diptera; Culicidae. The record is from RefSeq and is a predicted model, not a curated record. The transcript is spliced from 4 exons. The coding region runs from base 53 to 991 and encodes 312 amino acids. Gene Ontology annotation, molecular function: odorant binding.